Scaptodrosophila lebanonensis is the source of this 576-nucleotide messenger RNA. It is a transcript of the gene RpL32, whose product is annotated as 60S ribosomal protein L32. Bases 91 to 495 code for a protein of 134 amino acids. Gene Ontology annotation, biological process: translation. The transcript has 3 exons. The record is from RefSeq and is a predicted model, not a curated record. Gene Ontology annotation, molecular function: structural constituent of ribosome. Gene Ontology annotation, cellular component: ribosome; cytosolic large ribosomal subunit. Lineage: Eukaryota; Metazoa; Arthropoda; Insecta; Diptera; Drosophilidae.
CUUCCUUUCGCAACGCGCACGUCGCAUAGAGUAGACGUCGAAACACGUGUUUAUUAAAGUUGGUCUGAAUAAAAUCAGAAAGGCUCCAAUAUGACCAUUCGUCCAGCUUAUAGACCGAAAAUCGUAAAGAAGCGCACCAAGCACUUCAUCCGCCAUCAGUCGGAUCGGUAUGCCAAGUUGUCGCACAAAUGGCGCAAACCUAAGGGUAUUGACAACAGAGUUCGUCGUCGUUUUAAGGGCCAAUAUUUGAUGCCAAACAUUGGUUACGGCUCCAACAAGCGUACUCGUUUCAUGCUACCCACUGGUUUCAAGAAGUUCUUGGUUCACAACGUGCGCGAACUGGAAGUCUUGCUUAUGCAGAAUCGUGUGUACUGCGCUGAAAUUGCGCACGGUGUCUCCUCAAAGAAGCGCAAGGAGAUUGUUGAACGCGCCAAGCAAUUGUCAGUCCGCCUGACGAAUCCUAACGGUCGUCUGCGUUCUCAAGAGAACGAAUAAGCUUAAGUUUGGUAUUCGCUACAUUAUUGUCGUUAGAAUACAUACACAUUUGAAAAGAAAGUACAUGCUUCUAAUUUUAAA